This is a messenger RNA of Macrosteles quadrilineatus (aster leafhopper), 574 nucleotides long. Its product is annotated as peptidoglycan-recognition protein SB2-like. The transcript is spliced from 3 exons. Gene Ontology annotation, molecular function: N-acetylmuramoyl-L-alanine amidase activity; zinc ion binding. The record is from RefSeq and is a predicted model, not a curated record. The coding region runs from base 93 to 569 and encodes 158 amino acids. Gene Ontology annotation, biological process: peptidoglycan catabolic process. NCBI's taxonomy places the organism in Eukaryota, Metazoa, Arthropoda, Insecta, Hemiptera, Cicadellidae.
CUUUUAUCGUUCAGUUAACGCUGGUUACUCAAUGGAUGGUUACAGUGUUCUGUCUCUUAGAAGGUAGUGCAGGUCUUUGAAUAAACACCGAAAUGGUCCGAUCGGCUGGAAGAGGCCGAAAACCGCAAUGGAGGGCGGUGAUUCCCGAGCUGUUAAAACACCCGCCAAAAAGCAACAUUCCCCCGCCUUUAGAGAUGAUUACACGUGCCGAGUGGUCUGCUGUCCCUUGGAUGCACAUGGAUAGCGACAUACGACUCAAGUUCCCCAUUAUGCACUUGAGGCACACAUUUACGGAUACCGAUGAAUGCAAAAACCCUGAAGAGUGUAUUCCUUUUCUACAACAGUUGCAGAAGGACAGCCAGGAAAAGGGGUUUCCUGACCUUAUGUACAAUUUCCUGAUUGGCAGCGAUGGGAUGCUGUACGAAGGACGCGGGUUUGACUGGAAAUGCACGGUGUUUGAUGAUCCCUGGGUCGACUCCAAGGGAGAGAGCUUAAACAUCGCAUAUAUUGGGAGGUUCCAUAGUAAGUUGGAUAAUUGGUUUGGUGGUAAAAAUAAAAAAAAUAAGUGAACACA